Messenger RNA from Theobroma cacao (cacao), 1601 nucleotides. RefSeq lists its product as uncharacterized. Gene Ontology annotation, biological process: lipid homeostasis. The record is from RefSeq and is a predicted model, not a curated record. NCBI's taxonomy places the organism in Eukaryota, Viridiplantae, Streptophyta, Magnoliopsida, Malvales, Malvaceae. Gene Ontology annotation, cellular component: membrane; endoplasmic reticulum.
UAUUGAGUUAGUUGGAGAUUCGAAGUACUCUUUCCAAUUGAUUAAACCUUACGGUUGGUGCACAUUAUUUUUUUUUUCUCUUUUGUAUCCAAAUGAUAAUAGCAUUUCGGCAAUUCCCUUCUUUUCACCCUAUAUUUUGAGCCUUCUCUUUCAUGGGUUGUUUGUUGCCCUUUGCAUCCAUUGAAAAGCUUUGGUUUUUGCAUUGAUUUCCUUUUUUUUUUUUUUGUCAUUUUGUCAAGUGCCCAUUUGCUUGUGCUCCUUGUUUUGGGUUUUAAAGUUUUCUUCUUUUUGGGUCUCAGGCAUUGAUUAGCUUUGGUUUUUCUUCAAGCACCCAUAUUUUUUUUUCUGGUCCUUGGUUUGAGGUUCCUCUUUACUUCUUCCUUUUCUCCCUUUAAAUAUACCUACCUGCAUUUGUUUUGAUUGCAUGGUUGGUUCUUCAAAUAUGUAGGCCAUGAUUAUGUUGGAGAAUGAAGGAUUGAUUAAACUAGGGGAAUUCUCUUGCUACUAAGGUUAUUUUGAGAUUGCAAUAUGACGGCAGUGCCUAAACAGAGAGUUAUGGCUAUAAAGUCUUACCACAGUCAGGCUCAGAUGUUGGUUAAGAACUACUUAUUGGCAGAUCCCUUCAUUCCAUACACUUCCAUCCUUGGUGGCAUUCUUGCUUGCAAAGUGGCCUAUGAUCUUACCCAGUUAAUCAGCAACUUUUACAUCAAGACUUACCCCAGUCUAACUAAAAUUCAACGAGUAGAGUGGAACAAUCGUGGCAUCUCUACAAUUCAUGCCAUUUUUGUAUCCGCUUUGUCAUUGUACUUCGUUUUCUGGUCGGAUCUCUUUUCUGACCAACAGCUUGCUGGUCUUGUUGUCUUCCGAAGCUCACCACUCUCUACUUUCGGAUUAGGGGUUUCUGUUGGAUACUUCCUUUUGGAUCUUGGAAUGAUUUUGUGGUUAUAUCCCUCUUUAGGUGGAAUGGAAUAUGUUAUCCAUCACUCACUUUCUGGAAUUGCAGUGGCAUAUGCGAUGUUUACUGGAGAAGCACAGCUUUACACAUACAUGGUUCUUAUAUCUGAGGUGACAACUCCAGAGAUUAAUAUGAGAUGGUAUCUUGAUACAGCUGGCAUGAAGAGGUCCAGCGCAUAUCUCAUUAAUGGUGUUGUCAUCUUUUUUGCUUGGCUGAUUGCAAGAGUUCUGCUGUUUGGCUACAUGUUCUACCAUGUGUACUUGCAUUAUGAUCAGGUGAUCCAGAUGCAUACCAUUGGUUAUGUCUUGGUUUUUGGGGUGCCAUCAGUAUUAGCUACCAUGAACUUGAUGUGGUUUGGGAAAAUUGUUAAAGGUUUGGUGAAGACUUUAGCAAAGAGGCAAUAACGGAUACCAGAGGAAGUAGACAUGAAUCGAAUAUCUUCUGAUAUUGUUCUGUCAAAGCUUUGUAUAUUUUUCUACUUCUGCAAUGUAUAAAUGAUAGAGAAAAGGUCAAAAUCUGAGUACCAAAGAAAAAUGAAUCUGAUCUGAUUUUUUCCAGUUGCUGGAGAUAGACAUUGCUGUAAAUUAUUCCAAUUUAAUAUACUAUUUCAGUAAUUACUUCAAAUGUCUGGUUCAGAGUUGUCUUA